Cyanidioschyzon merolae strain 10D is the source of this 1761-nucleotide messenger RNA. Its product is annotated as similar to retinoblastoma-binding protein 5. Lineage: Eukaryota; Rhodophyta; Bangiophyceae; Cyanidiales; Cyanidiaceae. Gene Ontology annotation, cellular component: Set1C/COMPASS complex. The transcript has a single exon. The coding region runs from base 1 to 1761 and encodes 586 amino acids. The record is from RefSeq and is a predicted model, not a curated record. Gene Ontology annotation, molecular function: protein binding.
AUGAACCGCGUCCUCCUUGAUCGUCUCUUUCCUUUUGUUCGAGCGCAGGUUCCGGAACAAGUCGAGUUCUCGCUGAGCGAGCACGGUACGGGUCGUUGUUUCGCUUUUACACCGCUCUACGGGAACGUUCUUGCAGUCGGACUCGCUGACGGCACCAUUGCGUUAUAUGACCUCGUAACGAGAGCGCUUGCCAAAAAGCUCUACGGACACACGAGCGACGUGUUCUCGCUAAGCUUUGUGCCACGCUCUACCUGGCUGUUGAGUACGUCUCUGGACGGCAGCCUGCGCCUUUGGGAUGUAUCUCAGCUGCGCUGCAUUGUCUGCGUGCGCUUCGAGGCACAACUUGCGAGAGCUUCCGCACAUCCACGCUUUCGGCAGAAUCGCCUGUGUUGCGUCUCACAGACUGGCCAACCGGUUCUUCUGGUACAGCUGCCUGUCGAACCAGGAGAGUACCAUGUGACUCAGUGCCCGUCUGUUUGGGUGCUGUGGUCGGGCCCCGCAUCCACGCUGACGAUGAGUGCGCAGGAGCGGACUCCGACUGAGACUUUACAAGUACCGGAGUGUGCACACGUCCAUGCUUCAGACACCGAGGACGGCAACUCGGUCUGUACGCGGAACUCGGAUGCGCUCCCACCGGUACCUGAACGUGCACCACUGCUUCGAGAGCUCGGUACGCACGGCGCUGUGGAGUUGCCGCCGACGCUGACGGGAAGCAUCACGAUGCCAGUAGCGUACUUGGCUGCUGAAUUCGACCCCACUGGUGCCUACAUCAUCACACAUGCUGCAGAGCAACCUGGUCUCUUGAAGGUUUUCAAGAUCGAGCGCGCUACAGAGGCAGGCUCGGGUCCGAGGCUCACCGUUCACUGUUCCGCAUCGUUCGCACUGCCGCCCCGUGCAUUCGUGAAACAAAUACAAUUUGCUGAACGAGGGGACCUGUUCCUGGUUGUGGCGCAUGAUCGAAUUGUUCGGGUUUUUGAGUGGAAACCGUUCGAACCGAACAAAGUAAGACUCUGGCGAGAGCUGAAAGAUCGCGUUUCCUCAGUACAAUGGCGAUGGGCUGCAUUCGCGAGCCACGACGAAUUUCUAGUUGCUGGAACAGCGGCAAGCGCUGACCAUCGCCUCUAUAUUUGGGAUCUGAAGGCGAAUCAAUUAGUGAAACAAUUGGAUGGGCGCCCCAAAGAGUCCCUCAGUAUGCUAGCGUACCAUGCGAAUCUUCAUGCACUGCUAGUCCUGGUGUAUCAGAGUGGCUCCAUUCUUGUCUAUCACAAGACCGUAGCGGAGAACUGGAGUGCAUACGCACCAUCAUUUCGAGAAGUAUCUGAAAAUGUCGAGUAUGUGGAGGCAGAGGAUGAAUUCGACUUUGACCCCGACGGGAGCAGCGUAUAUGAUCGCCGUCGUCGCAAACAUUUCGCUCCAGCUGAUGAGGAUGCUACCGUGGUCGACAUAACCGGGAGGCUCCCCGAUUCUGAUCCUGGAUACCAGCGAUUCGCGGAAGCCGGCUGGAACGCGUCGUCAUCGUCGUCCAUGUCGUCGUCCAAUGAGGAGCUGCUCUGUCUACCGGUAGACAUCCCGCUGGAUCUACCUCCGUUAGCAUCAGAGGCUUCCUGGAUCGGCGAGUAUCGCGCGCUACGCAGACACGAAUCGGAACAGCAAAGCUGCAGCGCAACGACGCUUCGACAAGACGAUGCGUCGGCAGGUACCUCAAGUCAGGCAGUCAUGCGCACUGUACGUGAUGAUCCUGCCGGCCAGCUGGCCAAAUAG